Messenger RNA from Neofelis nebulosa (Clouded leopard), 10899 nucleotides. It is a transcript of the gene GABRA4, whose product is annotated as gamma-aminobutyric acid type A receptor subunit alpha4. The record is from RefSeq and is a predicted model, not a curated record. Gene Ontology annotation, biological process: synaptic transmission, GABAergic; regulation of postsynaptic membrane potential; gamma-aminobutyric acid signaling pathway. NCBI's taxonomy places the organism in Eukaryota, Metazoa, Chordata, Mammalia, Carnivora, Felidae. Bases 375 to 2042 code for a protein of 555 amino acids. The transcript is spliced from 9 exons. Gene Ontology annotation, cellular component: synapse; GABA-A receptor complex; dendrite membrane. Gene Ontology annotation, molecular function: inhibitory extracellular ligand-gated monoatomic ion channel activity; GABA-A receptor activity; GABA-gated chloride ion channel activity.
GGAAAUCCAGAGUUCAAGGUUGGGAAGAACUCGCUCAGCCUUUCCGUGCCAGCGCGCUGAGGUUAACCUCGGAGGCUCCACGGUGCGGGCACGAAAGGGUGUUGAGCGGUAUACAUAGCUCUCCAUACACAUUGAGAGCUCAGCGAGAAAAGGAGGGGGCGAGGAAAGGCAGGUUCCGCCUCCCCCUGGCCCGCGUGCACACACGCGCCCACCGCGGCUCGGGCUGGCUGAGCGCGGGCGAGUGUGAGCGCGGGCGAGUGUGAGCGCGAGUGUGCGCACGCCGCGGAGAGCCUCUGCCCUCGCCUCGCACCCUGCUCAGGGCAUCUUGAGAGCCUGGAAACGUGAACAGGCUUAAAGUAUGGCAUGUUGCAAAGAUGGUUUCUGCCAAGAAGGUACCCGCGAUCGCCACGUCCUCCCGGGUCAGUUUCGCCCUCCUGCACUUCCUUUGCCUGGCGGCUUGUUUAAACGAAUCCCCAGGACAAAACCAAAAGGAGGAGAAAUUAUGCCCGGAAAAUUUUACCCGCAUCCUGGACAGCUUACUCGAUGGUUAUGACAACAGGCUGCGUCCUGGAUUUGGGGGUCCUGUUACAGAAGUAAAAACUGACAUAUAUGUCACCAGUUUUGGACCUGUUUCUGAUGUGGAAAUGGAAUACACAAUGGAUGUGUUCUUCAGACAGACAUGGAUUGACAAAAGACUAAAAUAUGAUGGCCCCAUUGAAAUUUUGAGAUUGAACAAUAUGAUGGUAACAAAAGUAUGGACACCUGAUACUUUCUUCAGGAAUGGAAAGAAAUCUGUUUCACAUAAUAUGACAGCUCCAAACAAGCUUUUUAGAAUUAUGAGAAAUGGCACUAUUUUAUACACAAUGAGACUCACCAUAAGUGCGGAGUGUCCCAUGAGAUUGGUGGAUUUCCCCAUGGAUGGUCAUGCAUGCCCUUUGAAAUUUGGAAGUUAUGCAUAUCCGAAGAGUGAGAUGAUUUAUACAUGGACAAAAGGUCCUGAGAAAUCAGUGGAAGUUCCAAAGGAGUCUUCCAGCUUAGUCCAAUAUGACUUGAUUGGGCAAACUGUGUCAAGUGAAACUAUCAAGUCCAUUACGGGUGAAUAUAUUGUUAUGACAGUUUACUUCCACCUCAGACGGAAGAUGGGUUACUUUAUGAUUCAGACAUAUAUUCCGUGUAUUAUGACAGUCAUUCUUUCUCAAGUUUCAUUCUGGAUAAACAAGGAAUCAGUUCCAGCUAGGACUGUGUUUGGAAUAACCACAGUCCUCACCAUGACCACACUGAGCAUCAGUGCCCGGCAUUCUUUGCCCAAAGUGUCCUAUGCUACUGCCAUGGAUUGGUUUAUAGCUGUCUGCUUUGCUUUCGUAUUUUCCGCACUUAUUGAGUUUGCUGCUGUCAAUUAUUUUACCAAUAUUCAAAUGGAAAAAGCCAAAAGGAAGUCAUCAAAAGCCCCCCAGGAGAUCCCGGCUGCUCCAGUGCUGAGAGAAAAGCAUCCUGAAACACCUCUACAGAACACAAAUGCCAAUCUGAAUAUGAGAAAAAGAACAAAUGCCUUGGUUCACUCUGAAUCUGAUGUCGGCAACAGAACUGAGGUGGGAAACCAUUCGAGCAGAUCCUCCACAGUUAUUCCAGGAUCUUCUGAAGGCACAUCGCAGUCUUACUUAGCUUCCAGUCCAAACCCAUUCAGCCAUGCGAAUGCAGCCGAAACAAUAUCUGCUGCAAGAGCACCUCUCUCUGCUCCUCCCUCUACUCCUGGGAGAACUGGGGACGUGCCCCAACAGGCUUCUGCUGGACCUGCUUCUACCCAGCGUGUGUUUGGAUCAAGACUGGAGCGAAUUAAGACCACUGUUAAUACCACAGGGGCUUCUGGGAAGUUGUCAGCAACUACUCCUCCUUCUGCCCCGCCGCCGUCUGGGUCUGGCACAAGCAAAAUAGACAAAUAUGCCCGUAUUCUCUUUCCAGUAACAUUCGGGGCAUUUAACAUGGUCUAUUGGGUUGUUUAUUUAUCUAAGGACACUAUGGAGAAAUCAGAAAGUCUAAUGUAAUUUUGUUGCUAGAAUAGUUUCCUAAAAGAUGAUGACCUUAAUACAGAAUGCCUUUUUACAUGUUUUUAAAGAUAAACCAUUAUUCUUUAUUAAAAUAAAAAGCCUAUGUAAUUUUUACAUUCAAAAACAAUCCAAGCCAGUUAUUGGGAAAGUUAAUCCAUCUCUCAGUGAAGAGAGAGUGAGCCAUCUUUCAUUUCAGAAAAAUGAUUUGAAUAGAAUCAAUUCAGCAUUCAAAUUAGAUGAAAUACAGACCAUCCUGGAAAGUUGGGACAAGAGAAAUAGGGCUAUUAGAGAUACAUGGUUCAUAUUUAUGCAUUGGAAUUUGAAAAUAGACUAUGACAUUUUUAAAUAUACACUAUGAAUAUCAACCAACAACCCUAAAUUUCCCAGUGGCGCUGCCCUUAAUCAGAAUUGUUUAUUGGAUAUCCUAUGCGGUGACCUUUGGAGAUUCUUCUAGUAUCAGCAAGAAAAGGACUUUCUCUGUUACAUGAAACAUUUUUUAAAAGGAAAAUGGAACAAAACAAAUACUGACUAAUAGAGUGAAACCUCUGCUGCGUCAAAAAACAAAAACAAAGGCCAGCGAAGACAUGUUCCCUGUCUUAUGUUGGUCAAACAGGACUUAAAACACUUGACUUGAAAAAUCUGUGCUUUGAGCCAAAGUUUAACUCCUUGUAUGAAUUCUUUUUGACAGUAGUUCAUUCAGUUAUGUAUUAUUUCAACAUAUAGUUAUUCAGAGCCUACUGUGUUCCAUGCACUAUGCUAGACACUGUCUCUCUAGGAAAGCUCUUUCACCUUAACCUAUGAUAUUACUUGAAUAGUAGAACAGUCAAUGCAUGCUAACGAACCAUAAACUAGCAGAGAACAUUGCAUUCUUUAAUGGAAGAAAUUUAUUUAGAGUCUGACAACAUAUUGAAAACAUCUGUUUCUCCUAUACCGAUAGAGGGUAACACGUUAGCACAACCUUAGCAAUUGACUUCAAAAUAUAUGAAAAUGUGUACAGAUGGUUCUCUAAGUAAGAAGCACUGCCUACCAGAGAAUAAAAAUCUGGGCACUGUAAGAUCCUAUAAAUUAUCUGUCUCAAAUUUGAUCAGAAUAGUAGGAUAGAAUUUGAUCAGAAUCAUCACAAUUAGGAACUCAAUACAAGGCCUUUUAGAUGCUUUUCCAAACAUAGAUCUAUUUUGGCUGGUGAAAUACUAAUCUUCUGGGAAGUUUUUGUGUCCAUAGUUUUGUAUUUCUGGGAAGUUUAGUGUUUUGGGGGGGCAGGUUUUGUACAGUAUCACAACUAGGGUGAGUAUUUUAAAAUUAAAAGAGUAGCCGAGGAAUGGAGUAAAGAAGAAAACUCAUAGCCAAGGGGUAGGAUUCUGCUGACUCUGUUAAUGCAAUUUAUCAGGAUUUUCAUGUACUGACUUUUCUUUUUCAUUAGGUAGGCUUAACAACUUAAUUAAAUUCUUGCAGCUGUCUUAUGACACUAAAUCUAGGUCUAGUUUUUUGUUUUGUUGCUUCCAGAUUUUUCUUCUAUUCUUCUUUUUUUCCUGAUCUAGGUUGUGUGAAUGAAUGUAUUCUGGAUGUUUGGGGGAACAUUUUGAUAAAAAUGGCCACUUUCCAAGCAAAAUCUCUUAUUUUUAGAAAAGAAAUAUUAAUUAAUUGACAUUAGUCUUUCAGUUAUUACAUUGCCUUGGAAUGGUUGUAUAUGAGAACUGUAAAAUGUGCAAAUGCCAAAUAUUGUGAGUCAUAUCUGAGGAUACCUUUUUUUGCUAUCACUCUAGGUAUAUCCUAGAAUCACUAACAAUUUUAAGGCUGAAAGAUGCUUUAGAAUUCAUCCAAUCCAAGCCCUCAUUUAUAAAUUGAUACCAGUAAUAUGAGGCCAAAUAAAAUUUGUACAUAUGUAAAUAUUUAAUGAAGAGUACUUGUAUAAAAAAGCUUAUCACAAAUUAUUUUAUGAAUGUAAGUAAAUUUCUAGCCUUGAGGACAAUUCUUGAAAUUGUGGUUGGAAGCUAUGAUUGUUUAUUAUUCCAAUGAAAAGACCUUAUUUCUUUAGUGAAGAAUAUACUCCUUACUUAUUCAUUGGCCUAUUCUUAAGAAAUAUCUUAUUGGCUUCCUUUUUAAAAAAGAAAUUCUUCUAUAAAUUUUACAGAUUUUAAAGGGAUAAAAAUCAAUGAUAUUAGAUUUGUAGACAAGGGAUCCAGGUGAGCCUAUGGUUUUUUUUCUUUGUUUGUGAAGAAGAUCUUAAGGCAAGUCAGGUGGCCCAACAAAGAGAAAGGGCAAAAUUAACCAAGGAUUACUUUUUUUAAAAAAUUUUUUAAUGUUUACUUAUUUUUGAGAGACAGAGAAGGAGCAGGGGAGGGGAAGAGAAAGAAGAAGACACAGAAUCCAAAGCAGGGUCCAGGUUCCAAGCUGUCAGCACAGAGCCCAAGCUGUCAGAUCAUGACCCGAGCUGAAGUUGGACGCUUCACCGACUGAGCCACCCAGGCACCCUAACCAAGGAUUCUUAAUUGUUAACUUGAAGAAUAAAUUGAUCAGAAAGGAAGUCUAAUGAUUAGUACAAAAAGGGAUUAUUUCAUUUGUACACAAUGUUCAUAACAAUAACAAUAAUAAUAAUGCAUAUUUUAUUUUCCCUAACUGCAUUCCAUCAAAUUAAGUCAUAGCUAAAUAUUUUAUUUUGGUCAUCAUUCCUAUCUCUCUAAUAACUCAUAGCUACAUUAAACAAAACACUUUUAUGAAGGACGAGUCACUUUUCACCAUGAGCAAAUCUUGCAAGAGUCAUUAGGAGAGCUCAGAGUCUUGGUAAUUUGUGAAGAAUUCUGGCUCAGAAUGGUGACUUUGUAUGGCUUUAUCUUUUAAAGAUGAAAUUCAGAAUUUUCUUAUUCAGAACCAGUAUCUAUUUUCUAGCUUUCAACUCCAAGUUGGUUACUAACUCCUACAUAAUUACUUUCAAUUUACUCCAGGCAUGACUAGGUAUAAUAAUAUAUUUAUAUGAUUAAUCUGCAGCUAAAAAUGACUUGCCCUUGUUAAUAUACAGAGUAUUUGAACAGUGUAUAUUUUAAAUCGGACCCCACAAACCUUGAAUUAGAGUAGGCAGAAAGUAGAGUCACUCUCUUACCGAUGGAAAUGAAUCAUAGAGAAGCCAGUGACAAAGACUACAGCAAGGAACUGGAAUUAACUUUGAAAGGUCAUUUUUCAACCACAUCACCUUAGCAGUGACCAUGGUUCAAGCAGUAAGUAUGAUAUUUGCUUGUGACUUACUUUACCCAUGAACUGGUCAAUUCUGCCUGACCUAGAAAAAAAUCCCCACUCCCCACUCUCCCAUUUUCCAAUGGUCCCCUCUUCUAGAUUUGUGAAAAAAACCUCCAGUGAAAAAACACCGGGUGGAGAAAUGGAUGACCUAAUUUCAAGUUCUGACUCUAUUGUGGUUUUAAACGAGUCACUUAACAUUGCUAGGCUUGAUUCCUUAUGUAUAAGAGAAUGGGAGGAUUAAAUAAUAUCUAAGCUUUCUUCUAAUUUUAAUAUUUUCUGCUUCUCAUAGUACACUAAAUACAGGCAUAUUCUUAGAAUGGAUUACACUCAAUAUAUUAGAAUAGGUACACUCAAUACUUUGUGCCACAAACAGAUGUUUAUGGGGGAAAAGAAGCUGAUUUGGUUUCACUGCUUAAUUACUCCAAGUUCAUGACUUGAAUUAAACUACAGUUCCCUGACCUUAAAAAAAGAACAAAAACAAAACAAACCAACAAACAAACCCCUCUCCAUUUAGAUUAGAUAUUUUCUUCUCUGUGGAAGAUUUUACUCUUAAAAACUAAAAAAAAAUUGGUCAUUUCUCUUUUCUGGGUUGUUAUUAAUCUUUGCUAAAUGGGUUCCUGCUCCAUUUUAGGGGCUGUGCUGAUUUUUAGAUAUACAUAGAGAAAUGAAACUGGUUCCUUUCCUUUUAUGUGGUCCCAGUCUGGUAGUGAUAAUAGAUGUGUAGAUGAGUAGCUAUGGAUUGUAGUAAGUGCUUCAGUAGUAUAGAGGAGGGCUAAAACUAGGGUGAUAUGCGUGAGCCCUCACCUGAAACAAAAAAUAUAUAGAAAUCAGUAAUCAGGACAAAUGAUGUUUUGAAAGAGUAUUUAAAAAAAUCAAACUUGAUGCAAAAACCUAUGAUUAACAAAAUACCCAAAUUUUAAGUAAAUAUAGGAUCAGUAUUAAUAUUUUUUUCUUUUGCAUCAGGCUUUACUAUUGUGCAGCAUGGUGCUGAUACAGAGGGUGGAAAAGGAUGCACAUAAUUUUUUAACUUGGUUUAUAGUGUGGAAAAAAGAGUGAUGGCAGGGAAGGCUUCACAGAGAUGAUAUUGAACUGAAUUGUGUGGAGAAAUUUGGAGUUCCAGCCCCUUUGCCUACUUCUACAAACAAACAAACAAAGAAACAAACAAACAAACAAACAGCACAUUUUUCCCACCACCUGAAACAUGAGGAACUCUUACCACAAGUGGUUCCAGGUAGUAGGAAGAAAGUGAGUUAAGGGAAGUGAAAGAUGUUCAUGUAGGAAAGACCUGUUGGGACUGGAUUAGAGAGUUUUGUGUAAAUUAAACAGAUCGGGUUUGAUCCUGGAUUAGUGGCAAUUUAUUGAAAAUCUUGCAGUAUAAUAAGAUGAAAAUGAAUAUGCCAGGCUUCUAUUUUAGAGAAAUCACUUGAUUGCUGUACGAGCUGUGGAAAGAAGGGCCAUGAAUCUGGCAAUAGUACAAGAAUUGAGAAGUCUCAUUUUUCUUUUCUCUCUCAGUUCAUCUUUGCAUUUCAUUUCUUUUUUUAAAUCCCAAUGACUUCAUUGUCAUUUGUGGAAAUGAUACAUAAUUGUUAAAAGUGCAGGCAGGCAUUGCAGAAAUGUACAGUCUCAACAUUUCCACCACCAAGAAAGUGUUAAUAUUUCAUGAAUAUCAUGCCAGCUACUUCUGUAGAGAUACGUGUUUGUAUAGAAGAAUAGAGUGAUCAAAAGACAGAAUUUCAUAAAUUUAGGAGUCAAAUAUUUCACAUGUGAAAGUUGUUAAAUAAUUUAAAAACCAUUCGAUUUAUGUUAUCUAAAUAUAAGAUGGAAAAAACUAGGGUAAAACUGGAGAGGUUGUUGAAACUUAGUGUUGAAUCAAGCAACGCAUGUCUUUUUAUUCCACAUUUCAGUCUUUAUUUCAGGAAAGUUUUUUUCCUAUAGUGUGUCUAAGUAAUUUUUCUUUCCAAAUGCUAAUUGUGUUAAAUCUCUUUUGCCUGUGUAACUAUUUAUAAUAUAUUCUUUAUAAUCAAUUUUGAAUUUUUAAAUUUGUUGUCAACUUUUGUCAACCCUAACCCAAGUGAGUAUUCAGUUGUGUUUAUUCUAUUUUGUGACCUCUUAUGUAAUUUUUAACUUCAUAAUGGUUUCAUUUUUUCCAUUGCUUUCUUGGUCUAUGCCAUUUCAUUUUUUCAUUUCUUUCUACUACUUUUACAAAAUCUAUUAAAAUGUAUCUUUUCUUUGAGCUUUUCACUCUAAUAUUAAUGAGAUCAUGCCUAUAAUUUAUUUGAGACUAUAAAUAAGUACUUAUAUAAACUUUUCCUCUGUUUCCUGAAAAAAAAAAUGUCCUCUGGUAUGAAAUUCCUUUGCUUUUUCAUUGCGUUUUUGCUUCCUUUGCCUAUGUUUCAGGCUGAUUUCUUUCUAUUAAUCACUGAAUGAAGCCAGCUAUUUACUGAACUCUAUGUGGGCAGUGGUGGGAGAAUGAAUCAGAGCAGCCCACAGUAGCUAUUUAAGUUUCAGGUUUCAAGCCCACCUCCCCAAAUCUGUUUUAGUUUCUGCCCAGGGACCAUGUUUUUCUCUAUUUUUGACAUUUGGUGCUCCACGUGGCUCACAAUGUAAAACUCCCUCAGUUUUACUUUCUCUGUGUUGUUAGCCCUCUAGUGAUUGUCUCCUCUCCCUCCCAUCUCACACCUAAAUGCUAGUCGUCUGGAUUAUCCAGCAGGCUGUUUCACAACUAUCAAAUGUAGUCUGUCAGCAUUUUUUUCCUUAUCCCCAUAUUCCACCAUUUGGAGAUAUAUAAUUGGAAUUCUCUGAAGACAGAUUUUGUUUUUCUCUUGCCUGUCCACUUUCCAUCUCACGGAGGCUUCAAACAGUCUUUGAAGAAUGUCUCAGAACUAUGACGCUUUGUGUAAUCUACAUUCUAUCCAAGAUAUGUGCCAGUGAAUGUCUUUUCUCCUGUUAGUGCAAAAUAUGUCCCUGCUUGAAAGCUAUUUGUCAUAAUUUGUUGCCAAUUACUUAUAAUUACGCAUGUGGUUUCAUUUUCUUUUUUUUCAUUUUUUUUAUUAUUUAUGUUAUUUUUGGAAGUAUUUCAUUGGAGAGCAGUAAAUUAUAAAUGCUUUUAUUUCACCAUCUUAAACUGAAUCAUCAUCUAUCAUUUAUAUUUCCAUUAGGCCAGGGUUGACCAGAGUGUCUUUUACUGAUAUUUUUUGGCUGACAACCAGAGCUAUGUGGUUUUCCCCUUUUGUAUAUAUAUAUCAGGUGUCACUGGAAUCAGAUAAGAAACCUGGAUUAAAUCUGUGAUAACACAGUCAAUAGAAAACACUUCCCUUUAAGGGAAGGAAAGGAAAUUAUAAUAGUAAGAAAUAAAUAUUAUUGCAGUUAACCUUUGACUGACAUAUUCUCUUUUACUCUGUUGUAUUUGUGAGCAGUAUGCGGUAUUCCAUCCAUGCGGAUGUGUGCUGAUAAAGUGGAACAUGUACGUUUUCAUUUUACUGAUUAUGUUUACCGUUUUCUAGUUCAAAUAUACAAUCAAUCAGAACUUUCAUAUUUCCAGAUAUGUAAAAUUAUUGUUGGUUGAUGAGAUAGAGUUUUAUAACUUUCAGGGAGUUUUAUUGGAAAAUGAAUCCAAAAUCUAGUCUUCAGGUAAAGUCAUACUUGAUGCUAUAAGACAUUGAAUGGACAUAGUAAACAGGAGGUUAAAUUGUCCGGUUGUUUAUUCUUUAAUGAUGAAAGAUCCUUAACAAUGUUAUGUUAAAAAUGUUGAGAACUGAAGAAGAAAAAAAUACUCUGGUUUUUCAAUUGUAGUGUUGCACAAACAGGAAAAAAAAUCUUAUCUGCUUGCUCUUUGAAUAAUUUUAAAUUGUGUAGUUGCACAAUUAAAAGUAUUCCUCAUUGUGGGAGUAUAGAAAAAUAAUAAUGCAUAUUUUAUCAUAUCAUGAAAACUAAAUUUGUUAUCCUUUGAGCUUCAUUAUUCUUGCUCAAUCAGAAUAGCAAAUAAUAAAGUGCGAUAGUUUAAACAGUUUAAAAUUUGUCAAGAGGUACAGGUGUUUUGAUUACAUGGGAAGACAGUUUUCUUACAAAGUACACACUUUUUGAGCUUAUAGAAAUCACAUUUGACCCGUGAAAUUCAUGAUUUUAUUUUAUGUAAGAGUAUUACAUAGUCAUUAUGAUUUUAUUUUUGCAAAUUUGUUUUUUUAUCAUUUUAUUUAUUUUUUUCAUCAUGAUAUGUAUACUCUUUAAUCCCCAGGUUUUUCACAUUUGUUUUAAAAAGAGGGAAAUAUUGGCUUUGUAUUUUAAAAUAAUUCAUUAGGAAAUUUUUUUUUUUAAUGUUUAUUUUUGAGAAAGAGAGAGCCAGAGCAUGAGCAGGGAAGGGGCAGAGAGAGAGGGAGACACAGAAUCCAAACCAGGCUCCAGGCUCUGAGCUGUCAACACAGAGCCCAACACAGGCUUGAACUCACAAACUGUGAGAUCAUGACCUGAGCUGAAGUUGGAGGCCCAACUGGCUGAGCCACCCAGAUGCCCCGGAAAUGAUUUUUAAUGACCUUAAAGCAAACUUCUCUUGCUUCUCAAAGCUAAACUUAACUAUUCAUGGUAAUAAACCUCCUUUGCUUGUUAAAACAAAAUUGAUAUGUGAGCGUAAUAUUCUGGAAUAAUUCAGGUUUUGAUUUUCCACUAGAGGAUGAGUAUUUAAAAGAAUAAGCAUUUAAAUUUCUAUAAAAUUUGAUCAUAGAUACUUAUAUUUUAAGAUAAAUAUGUUGGAGCUAAACUCUGGGAUCAUUAAAAUGCAAACAUUGUAUCUAAUGCAUUUUUUUCUAUUUAAAUUUAAAACAAUAAACAUGAAUAUCUUUGAAAUUGUUUUUUGCUUUAAGAACUUUUUUCUGUACAUAAAUAUACUUUUUUUAAAUUGGCCACAGUAUUGUUUUGGACAUGAUAUUUCACUUUUGAAGUCUUCCCUCAUUCGUGAAUAUUCCUAGUUUUCACUUACCUCUAAUUCCCUGCGUGACCGAUACUGUUGUCUCGAUUGUAGUUUUGCCAAGUUUUCAUGGUCAGGAAAAUUACUCGUGGGUGAUAUGGACCUGAAGAAAAGUUACAGGGCCCAUGAUAUCUGAUGUGGUGUAAUAAAAACCUCACGUAUGUGGUUUUGAUUGAUUUUAAUCAAUCCCUUUAGGGAGAUCAAAUGUAUCUACAUGUCAUUUUUAUUCUGAUGCAUCCAAAUGAAUACGGUAUAGCAAUCUAUGACUUAAUUCUAACUCGUGAGACCAAAGUAAAUUUCUAAGAAACUGAAUGAGGUUAACUUACAAAAAUAAGUGAGCUUAUGCUUUUCAAUAUCUAGCUCAGACUAAUAGGUGUAAUUAUUUUGAUGAGAUGAAAUGCUUUGAACACUCUGAUGCUCUUAAUGAAAGUUUUAGUUUUGUUUUUAUAUUUUAUAAUGUAUCAUGAAAUAUUUUGAAUGUAACCCUCCUUGUUCUGAAACAAUUGUUUUCUGAAGAAAAAUUUAGGCUUUUCGAUUUGUAUUGUUUAAAAAAGAGAACGCACCUGAGAGAAAAAAAGGACCACAGAUUUUCCACAGCACAUACAAAAACACACACAUUCCUGUAUGGAUACAUAACUAAUAAAAUACAUAGUACAUGUAGUA